GCAGGUGACAGGGCCGAAAUUGACGACCUCGCGCGGUAUCAGCUGGAAACACCCGCGAAAAGGGUGCCCGUGCGGCCGUGCCACUGCCUCGGCGUGAAAUCUCGUCAGGUAAACUGGCUGUCUGUCCUCCCCAACAACACCAGCAGCCGAGAGCCCGAGACCGAGAGAGAGAGGAAGAGAGAGGGAGGGAGCUAAGUAAGAAGCCCUAGCUAGCAGACGGCUCAGGCGUCGGCGAUGAGAUCCGGCGCCGCUGCCGAGGUGAUCGAUCUCUGCAGCGACGACGACGAGGAGUCCGUCCCUGUUGCAAGCACCAGCGCCCUCGCCUGUCGCAGCGCCCCCUUCUCCGCCCACGAUGUCAGCCCGUGCGAGCUCCCCGAUGUGAAGCCCCUGCUCUACCCGCUCCACCCCCCGGGCUGCGGCGCGCUCGUGCCCGUCAAGGACGAGGAGCCCGUGCCCGUGCCCGUGCCGCUCGCCGCCGAGCCCUCCGAGCCUACCAGGGCCCUCCUCCCGCCGCCGCGUCUCUGCCGCCAGUUCUGGAAGUCCGGCGAGUAUACCGUCGCUCGCCGCAACCCGGAUGCUGACGCCCCUGGUGGGCGAAAUCGGCUGCGGAUCAAUCCAAAGUUCCUGCACUCAAAUGCUACUUCCCACAAGUGGGCCUUUGGGGCCAUUGCUGAGCUCCUUGAUAAUGCAAUUGAUGAGGUAAACAAUGGUGCAACAUUUGUUCGUGUCAAUAAGUUUACAAACCCACGGGAUGGUAGCCCCUCAUUGUUGAUUCAAGAUGAUGGAGGGGGGAUGGAUCCAGAGGCGCUGAGAUGUUGCAUGAGCUUUGGAUUUUCAGAUAAGCAGUCUGAUGCUUUCAUCGGGCAAUAUGGCAAUGGUUUCAAAACCAGCACAAUGAGGCUUGGAGCGGAUGUGAUUGUUCUUACACAGAACCAAAAAAACUGGACGCCUACAAGAAGUAUUGGUCUUCUUUCUUACACAUUUCUGAUGGAAACAGGCUGCGAUGAUGUGUUGGUGCCAACAGUAGACUACCAAUAUGAUCUUACUACUGCUUCUUAUACUCAGCUGUUGCGCCAUAAUCAGAAACUCUUCUCUUCUAAUUUGGCAAUCCUUUUGAAAUGGUCCCCUUUUGCUACUGAAGCUGAGUUGAUUAAACAAUUUGAUGAUAUCGGAGAUCAUGGAACAAAAAUAAUUGUAUUCAACCUCUGGUUCAACGAUGAUGGGGACAUGGAGCUUGAUUUCAACUCCGAUAAGAAGGAUGUCCUAAUUACUGGGGCUCAGAAGAAAGUGAAAGCCAGUAAACGAGAGAAGGCUGAGAUGCAGAAUUACGUUGCAAAUCGACUUCGUUAUUCACUUAGAGCAUAUGCAUCCAUCUUGUAUCUUCGUGUACCUGAUAAUUUCAGAAUAAUCCUGCGUGGACGCGAUGUGGAUUCACAUAAUGUAGUUAAUGAUUUGAUGUAUCGUGAGUGUGUGUUGUAUAAACCACAAAUUGCUGGACUCACAGAGCUAUCUAUAAUCACCACCAUUGGAUUUGUCAAAGGUGCCCCAGACACUGAUGUUCAAGGGUUUAACGUUUAUCACAAGAACCGUUUAAUAACGCCUUUCUGGAAAGUUGCCAACAACUCAUAUGGCAAAGGGCGAGGAGUUGUGGGCAUUCUGGAAGCAAAUUUCAUAAAACCUACCCACGACAAGCAGGACUUUGAGAAGUCAGUGCUCUAUCAAAGGCUUGAGACCCGUCUGAAGGAAAUGACUUACGAAUACUGGGGCCUGCAUUGCCAUCGCCUUGGUUAUGACAAUAAGUCAUUGCCUAAAGCAUCCCGUGCACUUAGUCGUGCCAAGCGGACAGAUGCUGGUAAUUACCUGACAAGUGCCCCAGAGCAGUUACUGAGCGCUGAUGUUUCAACAAGCAGCUCUGCACAAAGCAACAUAGGACUGAAGAGAAAUUUUGAUGCCCUCGGAGCCAUUACAGACAUAAAUAAUGACCAGAUAAAGCAUCGGGAAGUUAUUCAACGGAGACGGUUUAAUGAACACAAGACAUUGAAACUAGAGAAUGACAGAUUGCGUCAUGAAUGCUUACAAUAUGAGGAAUCAGAGAAACAGCUUGCCAUGAAGCAAGUCCACUUGUAUUGAAGCUACAGGCUACUUGCAAGCCCCUGAACAAAAGCUCCGACAUCAAAUUGCUGAGGAAAGAAAGAAGUAUGAGGAAUUACUAGAAGAGCUGAAGUCAUUAGAUGUGAAGUUAGAGAUAUAGAGAAACUGUUAUUCUUUGCAUUUCACCAUGAUACUAAGAUUGCUUCUUGAACUGAAUGUAUUUGGAGGGCAAGCUGAUUCUGUCUACCCUUCGCUGAGUAGACAUGUACAAUUUUGACACAGGAAUCUUUGUAGGGUCCCCUGUGAUGAAAUGCAGGCAUGUAUUAAUGUUGUAAAAGUAUGUGUAUUAUGUAACUUUAUUGUACAGCAGAGGUUUCAUGAAAUGACUUACAACGGUAUCUUGUGUCAA
This is a messenger RNA of Brachypodium distachyon (stiff brome), 2500 nucleotides long. RefSeq names its product protein MICRORCHIDIA 6. The transcript has 20 exons. The record is from RefSeq and is a predicted model, not a curated record. NCBI's taxonomy places the organism in Eukaryota, Viridiplantae, Streptophyta, Magnoliopsida, Poales, Poaceae. Gene Ontology annotation, molecular function: ATP hydrolysis activity. Gene Ontology annotation, cellular component: nucleus. The coding region runs from base 235 to 2130 and encodes 631 amino acids.